Molecule: messenger RNA, 1537 nt
Organism: Pelagomonas calceolata
Lineage: Eukaryota; Pelagophyceae; Pelagomonadales; Pelagomonadaceae
Source: the annotation of a GenBank genome assembly
UAGCCCCAAAAAGCUCGUCGACGCUGUUGCCCUGCAGCUCGGCACACAGCGCUGUUAUCGGCCCGGUCGGACUGUCUGUUACACCAUCGUGACCCCGCGGUAGGGCUCGGAAACUUCGGCGCGAGUGCCGCACAGCCAGUGUGGCCCACAGCAACCCCUCCCCAGUUUCAGCGCGGACGACGCCGCAGCGCAAGUAUCCAACAACCGCGCGCCACCGAUGCCGCAACUCGCCGACGCCAUGCUCUGCGGCUACGGCUCCGGCCUCGAAGAAGAGCCCGGCACGACCUUCGAGGCGAUCCCGCAGUCGAUCGUGCGCGACGAAGUUUUGAAGCACGCCGACGGCGCGGCGCUGAGUGCCGCGGCGAGCGCGUCGAAGGCCCUGCGGACUGCUGCGGGAGAUGCGGGCCGCGCGCAACUCCAAAGGCGCUUCUCCUGGCUCUGGCCGUCCGCGUCGAAGCCCGACGGGCCGCGACCGCGCAACGCGGCGCCGGCCGGCGCUUUGAGACUCUUGGAAGAAGACGGCUCCUUCGUGUUAGCUUGCGGGACACGAGAGGAAGCGGCACCGACGGCGGACGCGGCCGCCGUGCGACCCGCCCCACCUCGACCGACCGAGGAGAUGGCGCGACGGCGCCAUGACGACGCCUUACGAGCGUUAGGUGUGCCCCGCCUGCACGAUUGUAGCACGGCGCGGAACGCUCCAGCCGCGUGUAGAGCCAAUAACGGCGACGUCUGGCUCUGCGGAGGAUGGGCGGACGGUGAAGCGCUGCAGGACUGCGAGUUCUUGGAUGCUUCCCGGAGGUGGCGGCGCGGGCCGAGGAUGGACGCGGCGCGGUGCUUUGCUGCCGCUGCUGCUCCUCCAUUCUUAGACAAUGCUAUCCUCGUCGUCGGUGGAGGGGACACUUUAUGGGUCGGCGGUACGGCUUCUCGCGAGUGCGAAAUCUUGGAUCUUGCCGAUGAGGGGACAUCGUGGGCGGCGUUUCCGUCGUUAACUUAUGCUAGAUGUGGUCACGGCCUCGCCUCUGUUUCAAAGCACGUCGUGGCGUGCGGCGGGUACGGCGGCGGUGAUGCGUACCUCGACAGCGUCGAGGUUUGUUCGGGUGAGAGGUGGGUAAACGGCUCGAAGAUGAAUUUCAGGAGGACGGGGGCCGGCGUCGGUGCCGGUCCGGACAGCUGCGUCUAUGCGGCGGGUGGCUCGCCCGACGGCCAGGACGCCUUGGCCUCGGCGGAGCGCUGGGACUUGAGGACGGCACGAUGGGAGCUGUUGCCGCCCAUGGCGCGCGGCCGCGGUUAUGUGGCGGCGGCCUUUGAUGCGACCGGAAACUUCGUGGUGCACGGCGGCUACGGCGAGACGGGCGACGUCGGCGCCGACGCGGAGGCCUUUGACAUCCGGGCCCACCGGUGGCGGCCGGUGGAUUUGGCGCAUUCGGCGCAGACGCAGUACUACGGCCAGAACGGCGCCGGGCGGACGCGGUGGUACCUGGACCGCGCGCAGCACGGGCUCGUGUUCACGGUCGUGUAAAUCAAAUCGGUUUUCCUG